This is a messenger RNA of Solenopsis invicta (red fire ant), 1529 nucleotides long. RefSeq lists its product as uncharacterized. The coding region runs from base 885 to 1469 and encodes 194 amino acids. Lineage: Eukaryota; Metazoa; Arthropoda; Insecta; Hymenoptera; Formicidae. The transcript is spliced from 5 exons. The record is from RefSeq and is a predicted model, not a curated record.
UCCACGCACAACUUCAGACGGUUAGAACGGAGCAGACGUUUAGAUAUUUUCCAACAAUUUGACACAGUGUAACACAUGAAUCAUUUUAUCUUUGAUGUUUGUCCAAGAUUAAACAAGGAUGAAAUGAUACUGUACUGAAUUGCGUUUCCAUGUUUCUUGCUGAAAAAUGCUCCUUUGCAGAUGACAAUUAACCAAUCGGAUUUCUUCAUCAUUUUUAUCCUGAAAAGAGAAAUGAUCGAUUGAAGGUCGGUCCACAAACUCAAGCUAAUCAAAAAUGGUGAAACGGCCUUGAUUCUCUUGUUUGUUAUGUAAAAGUCUAUACUUCUCUCUCCUUACUUGAAUCUGCAAACUCGUAUUGCGGAUAGGCCCUUAGAGAGAAUGCUGAACCGGCUGAACCCUAUCUCUUUAUAAACUUGUUAUGAAGUGGAACUUGCCACUUCAACUUAUCACUAUACAUUUGCUGAUGAAAUUAACGGACCGUUUGUAUUAAAUCAACUGUCAAAAGAAUACGAUUUUAAACUUUCAACCACUUUCAACUAAACACGAAACAUGAGUAUCUAGAGAGGACACAUUCGAUAGUAUCCAACUUUAGACGUAAAGGUGUAAAAUUUGUUCUCAGUAGCUGCACCACAUUGUGUUUUCUGCACUUAAAACGAAAUAGAAACACAAUUCAGACGCUGGAAAGAAAGAGAGAAAGGACAAAUGGUGUAAAAGAAUCAGCUAACGAAACAAACCUGUGUAUUGUCGACCCUGUUGGAGUCGUUGGAGAUUCGAAUUUAUAACGUAAAUUGACGUAACGUAAAUGUGAAGUCGACAAACAUCCGAGAUUUCGUGUUUUGACGGAAUAAUCGCGUGAUGAAUUAAUUUUAAUGCUAGAUUAAACUAUGGAGGACAUAGAUUCGUUGAAAACGGAACUCGUGAACAAAGAUGCGUUGACGCUUAGACAAUUGCUGCUAUCUAAGGUGGAAGAUGUGGACGAAAUCAAAAGGAGUCAGGAUCAACAAUUCAAUGAGAAUGAAACUAAAAUUAAGGAAUUAAUGUCAAAAUUGGCUGCUAUAAAAGAAACCCUGAACACAGAGACUCAAACUUUAGAGCAAAGCAACGUUGAGUUGUUGAAAGAGAAGGAUUGUCUAGAAGAGCUGGAAGCAGAAAAGAAGAAGCUUUUGCAAGAGAUCAAACAGUUGGAAAAAAACCUUAACAGCUUGAAGGCUGCUAAGCCAAAUUUUCAAGAUCAGCAAUUACUGGAGCAAGGAAAGAAAAAGUUGAAAUUGUACAAGGAUUUGAUAAGGAUACAAUGGGAUUAUGAAGCUUCAAAGCACAGCAUUAAAGGCUAUGUCUCAAAUAAACUUGACUAUAUUCAUCACUUUUGUUAUGAAAAUGAAGAGAUUAAUGGCAAAUUAAUCGACUCACUGUGGCAUGAAAUAUAUUCAUCUGUGAGCAAGGAUGAAAUUAAAGAUGAGAAUCUUUAAUUGAAUAUUCCAGUUAAUGUAAAUAUUAUAUCAAAAUAAAAAAAUGUAUAUAGUUUUUAA